This is a messenger RNA of Zingiber officinale, 522 nucleotides long. RefSeq names its product equilibrative nucleotide transporter 2-like. The transcript is spliced from 5 exons. The record is from RefSeq and is a predicted model, not a curated record. Lineage: Eukaryota; Viridiplantae; Streptophyta; Magnoliopsida; Zingiberales; Zingiberaceae. Bases 34 to 522 code for a protein of 162 amino acids. Gene Ontology annotation, biological process: nucleoside transmembrane transport. Gene Ontology annotation, molecular function: nucleoside transmembrane transporter activity. Gene Ontology annotation, cellular component: plasma membrane.
GAGAUUUACAGGAGCGGCUGAACGGGAGCUGCCAUGAGUACCCACAAGCAAAACUGGGAACACUACAAAACGAAGGGAAGAUUUACUGCAUUGUUUAUAAGCUGGCUACUUGGAAAUGGAUCCCUUUUCGCGUGGAACAGCAUGUUGACGAUUGGGGAUUACUAUGCCUUUCUCUUUCCAAGGUAUCAUCCAACGAGAAUACUCACACUUGUCUACCAACCUUUUGCUCUUGGAACAACAGCCAUUUUAGCAUAUCAUGAAGCAACACUUAAUACUAGACGCCGCAACCUGUUAGCUUACUCGCUCUUCUUCUCAAGUUCACUUGGCCUUCUUAUGUUAGAUCUAGCAACAUCCGGUAAAGGUGGGUUGGGGAUCUUCAUUGGUGUUAUUGUUCUGAGCCAGGACUCGAGCCUCUUUGUUCUUGAUCUCCAAGUCUUCAAUAGCUCAGAGUUUCUUGGUGUUGGACGAAUAGAUCUUCGACUCAAAAGAGCUGGCCUGUUUAUUGAGCCUCGCCUGUUAUGA